AUAGUCAAAGAGGAGCUAAAGAGCCUAAUAGGGAGGAAGCCAGAGAGUAAAAGAAGCAAAGUAUGGGGUUAAAGUAAGAAACAGAAGAGAAAGAGGAAGAGGAGUUCAUCCUGGUAUGACUGUGAACUAGAAUAUCACAACUGACGGGGGAGGAGAACAAGAAAGAAACUUUCUCGAUAAUGGCGAGCCUUCCCAAAGAACCGCCUGAGGAUCCCAAGAAACAGAGUUUCUGGAUGCCAGGGAAUUAUGUGCGUACAGUGCACAGAACUGAGCAGUCCUUCCAGGCAUGCAACGACAUCGUGGCGUGCUUCGUAGAGAGAGCAAAGUUAGAGAAACAGUAUGCCCAGCAGCUCAACCAGUGGAGCAGCAAGUGGAAAUCCAUAGUGGAUUCUCGGCCACUUUAUGGCUCCCUCAUGAGGGCGUGGCAGUGUUUUUUCACCUCCACUGAGCGUUUGUCCACCCUCCAUUCCUCCAUCUCCCAGUCACUCAUUACAGAGGAAGGGGACCGGAUAAAGACCUGGCAGAAGGAAACAUUUCCCAAGAAAAUCUUCUGUGGGUUCAGGGAGAGUCAUGACAACAACACAAGUUUUUCACGUGCACAGAAACCCUGGUCCAAAAAGAUGAAGAAGCUGGAGAAGGUCCGAGUCGCAUAUCACAAGGCCUGUCAGAGGGAGCAAACGGUGCUCGACAAAGAGAAACAAGCAAACGAAGACUCGGAGAUGAGUCCAGAGAAAAAGCAGAAAAUCACAGAUGCCAGAGAGAAGGCCACAGAGGAGAAAGAAAAGUACAAAGAGCACUAUGAGAAAAUGCUGGAGGAUGUGACGUCCUACACACCUCGUUACAUGGAAGAGAUGGAAGCCAUUUUUGAACAGUCACAGGAAGAGGAGAGAAAGAGGAUCAGCUUCCUAAAGCAGGCCUUCCUCUCCAUCCACAGACAUCUUGACAUCACCAACAAUGAGAGUGUGAAGGCAGUGUACAGCGAUCUCCACCACACUCUGAUGUCCAUCAGUGAACAAGAUGAUCUCAAAUGGUGGAAGAAUAACCUCGGUCCUGGCAUGCCCACCGACUGGCCAAAGAUUGAGGAAUGGGUCCCACCAGUAAAAAAGCUAAACAGAAAGAAGAGAGAACAGAAAAGAAAAGAGAGCCGACCUGUGAUGAUUGGGGGUGUGAAGGUGCGAGCUCUGUAUGACUACGUGGGAGAGGAGGGUGAUGAGCUGUCCUUUAAAGCAGGUGAAGUGUUCCUGAAGGUUGAGGAAGAGGACGACCAGGGUUGGUGUCGAGGAGUCCUGAGCGGAGGGAAGGAGGGCUUCUACCCAGCAAAUUAUGUUGAGGUUGUCGAGUGACCUCAUUACCUAAACUUAUUUCUUACAAAAAGUUAGUAAUCAAAUAUUCAGAAAAUAGCAAUUGUUAUUAUAUGUUGUCACACCGAUUCUUGAGUCAGAUAAAAUUUUGGCUUUUCCCAGACAUUUUUGAAAUGUAAAAUUUGUCAAAGCCUUAAUACUCUAACCUACUUGAGUAUAUCUGCAAUAUGAAUUAACUUAUGAAAGACUAGAAUGUCCUGUUUGUGCAGGAGAUGUAUGUGUGUGUGAGUGAUUAUGUAUGUUUGCAUGCAUGUGUGCACAUUAAGAGAAAACAAGAGGAGGAUAUUUAUUUACAGCCAUCAUUCUGUCUGAGUUAUUAGGUUCCUUUAAUGAAGAUAAGGCAAUAAAUGAGGUUUACCCAGGCACAGGUUUACAGCGUGUGCACACAUGGUUAAUGUUUACUUUAUAAGUCAUGUAGAAGCACACAGAAUUUUGUUGGAGCGAAGGAAAGGAUUUUCAAAAUAAAAGUGCAGUUGUUUUGUCUCUGA
Scatophagus argus is the source of this 1849-nucleotide messenger RNA. RefSeq names its product protein kinase C and casein kinase II substrate protein 3-like. The record is from RefSeq and is a predicted model, not a curated record. Bases 180 to 1343 code for a protein of 387 amino acids. Gene Ontology annotation, biological process: regulation of endocytosis; cytoskeleton organization; plasma membrane tubulation. NCBI's taxonomy places the organism in Eukaryota, Metazoa, Chordata, Actinopteri, Scatophagidae. Gene Ontology annotation, cellular component: cytoplasm; plasma membrane; endosome. The transcript is spliced from 10 exons. Gene Ontology annotation, molecular function: phospholipid binding; protein binding.